AUGUCCCAUGUCAGCCCUUAUAUUCUCCAGCUUAAGCUACAACCAAUUAACUAUGCUUAACGCUUCUUCUCCACUCUUCAGCCUCAACAUGGAUCAAUUCCCACACAUUAUUCCCACAGAAAGAUCACCCAGAAGAGAACUACAACUCCAAGGUCCACGCCCCACACCGCUUAGGAUAAACAAAGACUCUCACAAGAUCAAGAAACCACCGUUGCCGCCGCAAGCCUCACACCCUCAACCUCCACCGCGCCAACCCAUCAUAAUCUACACCGUUUCACCCAAAGUCAUUCACACCACACCCGGUGACUUCAUGAACCUCGUUCAACGCCUCACUGGCUCCUCCUCCUCCUCCUCUUCAUCCUCAUCCAACUUGGAAGCGAAUAAUAAUGACCCUUUCAACGCCGGAGGAGUGGUGUCUCCGGCGGCGCGUUACGCCACCAUCGAGAAGGCCAUGUCCCCGAUGGGGAAGAAGCAGCUUGUGAAUAUCCCAAGUGGGGGUGCUAAUAGCAAUAGUAACAUAAUAAGCGAUGAGAUUAUGGGUCAUGCGGUUGUGGAAAGAUCACAAAACAUGUUUCAAGGGAUUUUGUCUCCGGGUCCGGCUUCACUAUCUCCCAUUCCUUCGAAUUUUUUCUCUCCACCGUCUUCGGAUCCGAGCAUGGUUAGCUUCCUUCACGAUUUGAGUCCUGUGCUUCAUAGUGGAAGAAAUCUCACGGAGGGUGCGUUCGUCUUGCCAAGCCCUUCUUCCAACUUUAGCUUUGUGUCGCCGCACACUCCUUCUAUAGACUUAUUCAACUAUUUCUUAGACUAGUGGAUUAAUAUUCUUCUUCUUGUUGAAUUUAGUGUUUUAUUAAUUUCACUGAUUUGGAAUUAUUAGACUAGGGAUUGGUUUUGUUGCUCUUUUGGGCGACUACUGCAUAGGUGGAAAUUGGAAACUUCUUUGUUGGAUUUUGUUUUGGGGCAGUUUGUGCUCCAAUUUCUUAUGACCUUCGCCGUUGACAAAUUUUUUGGCAUGUAUUGUACUGUACAUUGCUUUUAGUUUAGUUUAGUUUGCCGAUGCAUGUCGGCACUAGCUAUAUUAUUCAAUUUCAUUAUUCUUUUUAUUAUCAGAAUCAUCACAUGUAUGCUAUCUGGCAAUCUUUCAUCAUUGAAAGCAUCUACCCGACCCCUAUUUUAAAACUCCAUCGCAUUUAGGUUAUGCUCUCCGAUAAUAUAUAUGUGGCCGGCCUAAUUAGGUGUGUCCUUAUGCAAUUAAUUGGGAUUCAAAAAGUGGAGUCACCGGAGAGGUGUUAAUUCUUAUGUUAACCCCUCAAAACCAAAAUAAAUACUCAAGAACAAAAAAUAAUUUGUCUUUUAUUUUUGUUUUUUGGAGUAUCAUAUCAUUAUCAUAUCAUAUGGAAUUGGUAGGUAAGAAAUUAAUUAAACUCUUGGUACAUCUGCAACAACAAUGACAUUUGGACACCUUUUAUUUACAAACACUUCCAACAAAGUCGGUUUAUUUUAGUACUUUUUUUGACCCAUAACUUUUUUUUUUUUGUUUACUAUAAUAUGACAUCUUAACU
Cajanus cajan (pigeon pea) is the source of this 1559-nucleotide messenger RNA. Its product is annotated as protein MKS1. Gene Ontology annotation, cellular component: nucleus. Lineage: Eukaryota; Viridiplantae; Streptophyta; Magnoliopsida; Fabales; Fabaceae. The record is from RefSeq and is a predicted model, not a curated record.